AUGAAAGAAGAAGAAUAUGAUAUGGCCAGUAGAUCACACAUAUCAAAUAUAUCCAAUAAUAUAACACAUGAUUCUCGAGCGAUGCAGAUGGAAUAUAACAAGUCUGAAGACACUAUCGACAAUGAUAACCACAAAUUCACAACGAACGUGAGGUCUAACCUCAACUCCAACGGCCGGUUUUUGUCGCCUGCAUCGUCUCAAUCACAUUCACGAUCCCAGUCACAUUCAAUGCUGCCAGAUACAAACGAUACAGAUAUGAUACUUAUGACAUCAUCUCAAAUAUUAAACAAUUCAUCACCCUUCAAUGAUGCAACAAGAGAGAAGAAUAAGCAUACUAAAGUUGAUCUAACUUUUGAACAUUAUGACAAGAAAUCCAAUGGUCUGGAUAAGUAUAUUACUAGGAAUUUCUUGGAUAUUCAAAAUGAUACUAAUUCGAUUCGUCUUAAAACAAAAUCGCCAAAUAACAAUAGAGAGAGCAAUAGUAUACAACAUGAUAUUGAGCAAAAUCCAUUUGAUGAUAACGAAAAAACAUCAAAUAAGAACCUUCCAUAUACAAUGAAAAACAAUAAGAGUAAUAAUAAUGAUAGUAAAAAUAGUCUUCUUCCCUUAGAAUCGUUCGAUGAUGAAGAUGAGGAGGAUGAACAUGAAGAUCCCAUAGAAAAUGAAAAUAAUAAUAACGAUAAACAUUCAACUGCUACUUACCAAAUCCCAAAACUGCGAAAAUCUUUAACACCAUGGAGGAAUAAAGAUAAACAAAAAAGAACUGACAAUUAUAAUAAUACAGCAGUAUCUUCUCCCACGCGAUCAAUUAAUGCUAAGCCGUUUAUUAAUAGUAGCAAUCAUAACAAUAGUGAAGGAAAUGUCAUGGCAACUUCUUCCUCGAACGUGAAAGAAAUUGAAUUUUUACAAAAACAAUUGACAUCAUAUAAAUUGCAACAAAAGACCUUAUAUGAAGUAAUAAUACAUCAAUUAAAUCAAAAUAAUACUGACAGUAAUAAUGGUGGCAAUAAAUUAUAUGAAAAUUUAUUAUCAAACAUUUCCAAAAAUGAUGAACAAGUUGAAAAACUCAAAAAAAUCAUAAAAGAUAAAGAAAAUCAACUUGAAAAUUCAAACAACGAAUUAACCAAAAUUAAAAACGAAUAUAGUGAAACUUUAAAUUAUGCAAAUGAAUAUUUACAACAUUCUGAAAUCAUCUCACAAUCAAUUGAUGACUUGUUGAAUUUAAUUGUUGAAAACGCAGAGUUUUUACAAAUUGAUGAUAAUGAGAAAAAUACACUAAUCAAAGCAACUCAAAUCAAUUCAACUUUCAUCAUGGUUAAAUUAAAUUCAUUGACUUCCAUUUUGAAAAAUUUAAUUUCCAAUCAAUUGGAAAAAGACGCCAGUAUUGUUAAAGAUCAACAAACUAACAACAACAACAGCAAUACAACUAUAGAUACAAAGUUGGAAAUCAAUAUUGAAUCAUUACAUAAACAAUAUGAUAAAUUUUUGAAUGGUAUUAAAUUUAAAUUGAGUAGUUCUCAAGCUAUUGAAAACGCGUUGUAUGAAAAACUAUCAAAUCAAUUCAAUUUACUAAACCAAAUUCAACAAUAUAUACAGGAGAGUAACAAUGACACUGGAGAGAAAGAAUCACAAAUUAUACAAUUAGAAAAGGAAUUAAACCUUCUGGAGAAAAAAUUAAAUAAUGAAAAGGUAAAUAAUACAAAACUAAUGAAUUUGAAAGAGGAAAAUUGGCAAGAUUUAAUUGGUCAAUUGGAAAAUGAUAUUGAAUAUUUAACUUCAAAUAAAGACGAUUUAACAUCAUUGAUUGAUGAAUUAAGUAAGAAUAUUGAACAUUUACGAUUCGAAAAUGAUGAUAUUUCAUCACUCGUCAAACAAUUAACGGAGGAGAAGCGUAAUAAAGAUAAUGAUUUUAGUAAUUUGUUAGUAGAGCUAAAUGAUAUGAAAUUACAAAAUAAUAAUCUUCAAAAUAUCAUAGAAAAUUUACAUUCUAAUGCAAACAUUACUAAUGAAAAAAAUGAAUUGGAAUUUGAUAAAUUGAAACAACAUUUAUUAUUACAUUUGAAUAAAAAUUUUGAAAUUUUUGAACGUAUAUUACAAAAGAAAUCAAUCGAUCAAUCAAAGAAAAAAAUAGAAUUCAUUACGAAAAAUACUGGAUUGAAGAAUGUUAAAUUGAUUCAACCAAAAUUAGAAUCAUUAUAUAAUUUCAUUGAAACAGCUUUGAAGGCAAUAACAGAUGCUUACAUUACUUUAUUAACACAAGAGAAACAAGAGAAACGAUCUAAUGACAAACGUGUUUCUUCUUUGGAAAGUGAAGAUGCACACGAAUAUUAUCAAAGGGAAACACAACUAAGAAUAGAAGAAUUGGAAAGGAAAUGGAUAUCUGAGAGAGAACGUCGUAAAUUAGACGCAAAUGCAGCUGAAUCAAGAAUAAGGCGAUUAGAAGAGGAAAACCAAUUAUUAAGAGAACAGUUAUAUGUCCAAAGGACAACAAUAUCCUCAUCCUCUUCUAGAAAUUCUGUACUGAAUAAUAAUACGCAUGAUAAGAAAAAUAAUUUUGAAAUACGACAAUGA
Molecule: messenger RNA, 2571 nt
Organism: Naumovozyma dairenensis CBS 421
Lineage: Eukaryota; Fungi; Ascomycota; Saccharomycetes; Saccharomycetales; Saccharomycetaceae
Gene: SPC72
Product: gamma-tubulin complex subunit SPC72
Exons: 1
Coding region: 1-2571 (856 amino acids)
Source: RefSeq, a predicted model, not a curated record